Messenger RNA from Colletotrichum phormii, 2752 nucleotides. Its product is annotated as dethiobiotin synthase. The transcript has 5 exons. Gene Ontology annotation, molecular function: ATP binding; S-adenosyl-L-methionine:8-amino-7-oxononanoate transaminase activity; pyridoxal phosphate binding. Gene Ontology annotation, biological process: biotin biosynthetic process. The coding region runs from base 245 to 2650 and encodes 801 amino acids. Gene Ontology annotation, cellular component: mitochondrion. The record is from RefSeq and is a predicted model, not a curated record. NCBI's taxonomy places the organism in Eukaryota, Fungi, Ascomycota, Sordariomycetes, Glomerellales, Glomerellaceae.
AAAUGCCGCAGCGCUAGAACAGUGUUUCCCCGGCUCCCUUGGACUCUUGGAAACUCGGGGGGUUAGUAAUAGGCAUUGUGACUCGUCUGGUGACUCUGGUCUCUACGAAUAUUUGGGAGUUCAAGGUGCAUGCUUUGACAUCGAGUGAGCAGAGAGUCCGUCACAUUUUCAACCAAUUGCUCUUGGCUAUUCGUUCUUCAAGUUCCCAUCUCACAUGGGAGCUUGAACCAGCCAAGAGAGCUCAAUGGCACCCGUCGGUGCUCUGCUCUGGCGUUCGCUCAGGACAUACCAGAUCUAUGGCGCCAACACCGAUGUCGGCAAGACGGUCUUCGCCUCAGCCCUCUGCAAUGCGGCCCGCAACUUCUGGCCGCAGGACAAGACGGCUUUCCUGAAACCCGUUUCUACGGGUCCGGCCACCGAAGCCGACGAUAGUCACAUCUCAAGGUUUGCGCCAGGCAUCGCGAAGAAGACGCUGUUUCAGUUUGAGAUUCCAGCGAGUCCACAUCUGGCCGCUGCAGCGUCGGACCAGCCGACCCCAUCGGAUAAUGAAGUACUAAAAGGCAUCUACAAUUACUCAUCCCGCCGAGCGGCCGAAGGGCCGGGCUGGCUCUUCAUCGAAACCGCCGGCGGAGUCCACUCCCCGGCUCCGUCCGGCACCCCGCAGGCCGACCUCUACGCCCCGCUCCGGGCCCCGGUCAUCUUCAUCGGCGACGCCAAACUCGGCGGUAUCUCUCAAACCAUCUCGGCCUUUGAGUCUCUCAAGCUUCGCGGCUACGACGUCGAGAGUGUUCUGCUCUUCCGAGAUGGGUACUACCAGAACGACACCUACUUGACCGACUACUUCCGCCGCGGACAGGGCAUCCCCGUCACCGCCGUAGACCAGCCGCCCGCUCGCGCGCAGGACGAGCAGGCGGACGCGAAAGCAAUGUCUCGUUACUACGCCGAAUUAUCGUCAAGCGCAGCCAUCAAGGAUACGUUGGACCACUUACGCGCCCGCCACCUCGCCCGCAUCGCCCGUCUGGAAACCAUGUCUCGCGACGCGCACGAUAUCAUCUGGUACCCCUUCACGCAGCACAAGAGCCUGACACCAGACAAGAUCACAGCAAUCGACUCGGCCCACGGCGACAACUUCCAAACUCUGAUCCCCCAGAGCCAACAGCAGCAACCCAGUGCCCAAGCCCUUCUGCAGCCAUCCUUUGACGGAUCCUCAUCGUGGUGGACGCAGGGUCUCGGCCACGCCAACCCGAAACUCACCCUCGCAGCCUCGUACGCGGCCGGCCGCUACGGUCACGUAAUGUUUGCCUCCGCCGUUCACGAGCCCGCUUUGGUCCUGGCCCGGACUCUACUCCAGGGCCUCCAGAACCCGCGCCUUUCGCGCGUGUUUUACUCCGACAACGGCAGCACGGGCAUGGAAGUCGCCGUCAAGAUGGGCCUGCGCGCCGCGCGGGUGCGGUACGGCUGGAAGGCCAAUGACAAGCUCGAGAUCCUGGGCCUCAGGGGCAGCUACCACGGCGACACCAUGGGCGCGAUGGACUCGACGGAGCCGUCCGUGUUCAACGAGAAGGUGGAGUGGUAUGACGGCAAGGGGUUCUGGUUCGCGUACCCGUCCGUCAUGUGUAAGGAUGGCAGGUGGCAGGUACGGGUUCCGGAUGUCCUGCGGGAGGAGCUGGGUGCUGGGCAAGAGUUUGGUAGCUUGUCUGCGGUGUUUGAUGUCACUGGUAGAGAGGGGGCGGGGCAGGCUCGCGUGUAUAAAGAGUACAUCGCCGGCGUCCUGCGUCGUCUCCGGGACCAAGGGCGUAAGUUUGGUGCUUUGGUUAUGGAGCCAGUUAUCCUUGGAGCGGGAGGCAUGAUCAUGGCCGAUCCUCUAUUCCAGAGUACUCUCGUCAAGGUAGUCCGUCAACACCCCGAGCUCUUCGGGACUGCAACUCGGUCUUCUUCGGCGGCAGACGACAAAACCUGGACCGGCCUCCCGGUAGUCUUUGACGAAGUCUUCACAGGCCUCACCCGUCUGGGCCGCUUCUCUGCCGCAUCCUUCCUCGGCGUCGACCCUGACGUUGUCUGCAACGCCAAGCUGCUCACCGGCGGCCUGGUGCCCCUCUGCACCACCUCAGCCUCCGACAGUAUCUUCCGAGCCUUUGAGAGCGACGAAAAGAGUGAUGCCCUGCUCCACGGUCACAGCUACACCGCUCACGCGGUCGGAUGCCAAGUUGCCCUCGAAUCACUGCGGGAGCUGCAGAGAAUCGACCGCGACGGGGAGUGGAAUUGGGCCAAGACGAACGGGUGGGGGGCUUCAGCGACGGUAGACUCUGCGACUCACGUUGAAUCUGGCAGCUCUGCUGAAGCGUGGUCUGUCUGGUCUCAGUCUUUUGUUGACUGGGUUUCGAAGCAGGCUGAUCGGGUGGACGGCGUGUGGGCCUUGGGAUCCGUUCUUGCGAUUCAUUUGCAGGAUAGCGAGGGUGCUGGGUAUUCGAGCAAUGCCGCUGCGAACCUUCAAAGUGCUCUGCUUCAGGGAGAGCAUGGCGCCGAGGGUGCAAGAUGGAACGUUCACAGCAGAGUUCUUGGAAAUGUCCUCUACGUGAUGACGAGCCAGACAACGAAGCAAGAGGAUAUCGAGAGGUUGGAAAGUUUGUUGCGAAAGUCCCUUGUCUGAUUACAGGCAUGUGCUAUGGACAAGGUAGACGUGUAAUUUUAACACCAAAAGUCUGGUAUCGGCCCUUGAGCGAAUCUACCAAAGCUUGUUGCAUAAUUUAGU